Nannospalax galili (Upper Galilee mountains blind mole rat) is the source of this 2457-nucleotide messenger RNA. It is a transcript of the gene Kifbp, whose product is annotated as KIF1 binding protein. Gene Ontology annotation, molecular function: protein binding. Bases 56 to 1912 code for a protein of 618 amino acids. The record is from RefSeq and is a predicted model, not a curated record. The transcript has 7 exons. Lineage: Eukaryota; Metazoa; Chordata; Mammalia; Rodentia; Spalacidae.
GUGAAGUGUCGCAAAGCGGGCGUCGGAGCGGAGUCGGGAGGCUACUGAGGCCGCGAUGGCAAGCGCCCCGUGGGCCGAGAUCCGCGAGAAGUUCCAGGCGGCGCUGGCCCUGUCCCGGGUGGAACUGCACAAGAACCCCGAGAAGGAGCCGUACAGGUCCAAGUACGGCGCCCGGGCGCUGCUGGAGGAGGUGAAGGCACUGCUGGGCCCGGCGCCCGACGACGAGGAGGAGCCGGCGGAGGACGCGCGGGGCGCGGGCGACCCCGCCCUGGGGCCGGCGGAGGCGCGGGAGGCCGAGGGUCCGGGCGCGCAGCGGGCGCUGUGGCUGGCGGUCAUCGAGUUCCACCUGGGCGUGAACCACAUCGACACGGAGGAGCUGUCGGCGGGCGAGGAGCACCUGGUCAAGUGCCUGCGGCUGCUGCGCCCCUUUCGGCUGUCACAAGGCUGCGUGUCGCUGUACAUCCAGGCGCAGAAUAACCUGGGAAUCUUGUGGUCUGAAAGAGAGGAAAUUGAAACUGCACAGGCUUACCUGGAGUCAUCAGAAGCGCUGUAUGAUCAGUACAUGAAAGAGAUUGGGAGUCCUCCUCUCGAUCCAGCUGAGCAUUUUCUCCCUGAAGAAGAGAAACUUAAUGAACAAGAAAGAUCCAAAAGAUUUGAGAAGGUUUAUACUCAUAACCUGUAUUACCUCGCUCAAGUCUACCAGCACAUGGAAAUGUUUGAGAAGGCUGCGCAUUACUGCCACAGCACACUGAAACGCCAGCUUGAGCACAAUGCCUACCAUCCCAUGGAGUGGGCUAUCAAUGCUGCCACCUUGUCACAGUUUUACAUCAACAAGCUCUGCUUUAUGGAGGCCAGGCACUGUUUGUCAGCUGCUAAUGUUAUUUUUGGUCAAAUUGGAAAAAUCCCAGCCACAGAAGACACUUCUGAAGCUGAAGGGGAUGUGCCAGAGCUUUAUCAUCAAAGAAAAGGGGAAAUAGCAAGAUGCUGGAUCAAGUACUGCUUGACUCUGAUGCAGAAUGCCCAGCUCGCCAUGCAGGACAACAUAGGAGAGCUGGAUCUUGACAAACAGUCGGAACUUAGAGCCUUGCGGAAAAAGGAGCUUGAUGAAGAAGAAAGCAUGAGGAAAAAAGCUGUGCAGUUUGGGACUGGGGAACUGUGCGAUGCCAUCUCUGCAGUUGAGGAGAAAGUGAGAUACUUGAGACCUCUAGAUUUUGAAGAAGCCAGGGAACUUUUCUUGCUGGGUCAACACUACGUGUUUGAGGCAAAAGAGUUCUUCCAGAUUGAUGGGUAUGUCACUGACCAUAUUGAAGUUGUCCAAGACCACAGUGCUCUGUUCAAGGUGCUCGCCUUCUUUGAGAGCGACAUGGAGAGACGGUGUAAGAUGCACAAACGCAGAAUAGCCAUGCUAGAGCCCCUCAUUGUGGACCUGAAUCCACAGUAUUAUCUGUUGGUCAACAGGCAGAUUCAGUUUGAAAUUGCACACGCUUACUAUGACAUGAUGGAUUUGAAGGUUGCCAUUGCCAACAAGCUCAGGGAUCCCGAUUCACACAUUGUGAAAAAGAUAAAUAGCCUGAAUAAGUCAGCGCUGAAAUACUACCAGCUCUUCCUAGACUCCCUGAGGGACCCAAAUAAAGUGUUCCCUGAGCAUAUCGGGGAAGACGUCCUCCGCCCCGCCAUGCUAGCUAAGUUCCGAGUAGCCCGUCUUUAUGGCAAAAUCAUCACUGCAGAUCCCAAGAAAGAGCUAGAAAAUUUGGCAACAUCGUUGGAACAUUACAGAUUUAUUGUUGAGUACUGUGAGGCUCACCCCAAGGCUGCCCAGGAAAUGGAAGUUGAGUUAGAGCUUAGUAAAGAGAUGGUCAGUUUGCUCCCAGCAAAAAUGGAGAGAUUCAGGACAAAGAUGGCCCUGACUUAACCCUUGUUUUAGAAGAAAGGAGAGAUGUAAGACUGAAGCAGUUCCCCUGUUCCACUAGUCAGCCAGGCCCUGUGCCCUUGUGACCGGCACAUCCAGAGCCUCAGAUGCAGUGAGGUACCCAAGUCCCUGCUAGGACCUUAAGCAAAGUGAAAUCAAUAAUUUAUACUUAAUUAUAUAAGUUGCCUUGCUAAAGUGACAUGUUCUGCAUUUUAGAUUGCUAGUUUUCCCAUUCAAAUAUAAACAUCUGCCUUGGAUUCUAAAUGUAGGUCCUCUGUUGACUAGUGUUAGUAGGUUUCAUACUAGGGAAAAUGCUGGGUAGUGCACCUGGAGAAGAGCCUGUUACUGUGUUGGCCUUUGAGAGUUACUUCCUGUAGUCAUUCUUUGUAAAAUACUUCCCAAAAUUCCCAAAGCAAUCUUUCCCUUUUAAAAAUAAUAACUAAGUAAAUUCAAAGUGUUGUAAAAUAGUUUAUUUCAAUUAUAGGGAGUCAAGGCCUUGCAAAGAAAAUAAACUGACUUGUUUCAGCUAAUAAAAUUUCUAUUAACCA